AUGAAGGCAAGGUUCUAUGAUAAUUUAUCUCAAGACUUCUCCCAACUUCUUGAAGACGCAGAUGACUAUAACGUUAAAAUUAAAGUAGGGGAAAAUUCCAAAACUCAAGAAUUUCGCGCACAUUCUGUAAUUUUAAGGGCACGUUCGCCUUAUUUUAAGAAGGCACUUUCCGAUUCAUGGGUUACCAUUAAAGAUGGAAGCAUUGUAUUUAAUAAGCCGAAUAUUUCCCCGGCCGUUUUUACGUUAAUUCUUAAGUAUAUCUAUUCCGGAAAUCUUGAUUUAAAUAAAAUCUCUAAUACCGACGUUCUCGACCUUCUUGUUGCAUCGGAUGAAUUACUCCUUAGAGAAUUACUUGAUCAUAUUCAAGAUUAUCUCAUCAAACAAGCGUCCUCCUGGCUUAAAAGCAAUCUUAUUACAACAUUGCACACCGUUUUUCAGCUUUCCUGUUGCAAAAAACUUGUAGAUUAUUGUCUAGAUUCUAUAUGCAAUAACCCCAAACCUUUUUUUUCAUCCGAAAAUUUUUCAUCUCUUAAAAAGAGUAUUUUCCUGGAAUUAAUUAAGCGCGAUGAACUUAAAAUCGAAGAGGUAGAUAUCUGGGAACAUCUUAUUAAAUGGGGAAUUUUCCAGACAUCAGGAAUUAGAGAAAUGAAACCGUCAGAUGUGAAGAAGUUUUUAGAAAAGGAUUUCAAGAAUUUAAAAGGAACGUUAGAUCCCUUCAUUCCGUAUAUUAGAUUCCAUGAAAUUUCAUCGAAAGAUUUCUACAAUAAGGUUCGCCCGUUUCGAAAAAUUCUACCAGAAUCACUUUUUGAAGACGUUAUGUCCUUCUUAAUGGCUGGAACUGAGCCAAAGCAAAGAAAACUUCUGGCGCGAGUCGGUUUCUUUAUAGAUGGGUCCAAAUUUUUUACAAGAAACCAUGCAGACGUUAUUUCUAGUUGGAUUAAAAGAAAGGAUACGGGUAUAUCUAAAGAAAAUAGAAGUCAAUUUACGCUACUAUAUCGCGGAACUCGUGAUGGGUUGAAUGUUAAUUCAUUUCGUCAAAAAGUAAACAAUCAAGGACCAGCAAUUGCAGUCGUCAAGAUAAAGGAUUCAGAAACCAUAAUCGGCGGAUUCAACGCUACUGGAUGGAGUAACAACAAUCAAUACUAUAAUUCAUACUCUAAUUCAUACUCUUAUAAUCAUAACAACUAUUGGAAUAACAAUGGCAAUCAUUUUAUAUUUUCGUUUAAAGGUAUUAGGGAUAAAAUAGGAAUAAUUGGUCGAUCUACUGGAUCUAGUGGUGUAUAUGAUUAUAAUAAUAUGUUAUACUUUGGAAGUAGCGAUUUGCUGCUUCACGAUGGUAUAAAUGGAACGUGUAACCAAAAUUCUUACGACAAACGAAUUUUGGACACGAAUAAUUUUAUUGCUGAAGAGUUGGAAGUAUUCAAAGUAGUGAAUUAG
Acaulospora morrowiae is the source of this 1437-nucleotide messenger RNA. The record is from the annotation of a GenBank genome assembly. Lineage: Eukaryota; Fungi; Glomeromycota; Glomeromycetes; Diversisporales; Acaulosporaceae.